Molecule: messenger RNA, 3055 nt
Organism: Benincasa hispida (wax gourd)
Lineage: Eukaryota; Viridiplantae; Streptophyta; Magnoliopsida; Cucurbitales; Cucurbitaceae
Source: RefSeq, a predicted model, not a curated record
AAUUUAUUGGAUUGAAUCCAUAAAAUUGAAAAAAAAAAAAAAAAAAGAAAGAAAGAAAGAAGAAAAGAAAUAGAGAAGAACAAUAAGUUAGAAGAAGUGAUAUGGCGGCCGGUUGUUUGUGAUAUUGUCUACAAAAAUUCUGCUGCAAUUUUUAUGAUCAUUACUUUUCUCUUUCAUGUUUCUGUAGUGGUAGUACUUGUAAUGUUUUUAGGGGUCUUUUAUUAUAUUAAUUAAUAAAGUAAAGUAAAUAAUCUUUUGGUUUUGUUUGUGUAUAUAUUAUAUAUAUAUAAAAAAAACUGUUGGUACAAAAAUUAUUGAGUUGGGAUUGGUUUAUUUCUUUAUUUUUCUUUUAAAAAAAUAAUUUCUGAUUCCCUUUUCUUUCUUUCUUUCUAGGAAGCCCAUUUUGGACAGAUUUAUCCCUCUUUGCAUUGACCCAUUAAAGAGAGAAAGAAGCUCAGAGACCCCCAAAACAAACAGUUUUUUUUUUUUUUUUUUUUUUUGCAGAGCAGAGGAGAGAGAAAUGUUUAAAGAGUACUUGAGAUGAUGAUUAUUAUUAUUACAGCUUUAGCUCCCAGCAGCUCAUCAUCGCCUCUAUAUUUCUCUCCCUAUUUUAUACCUCUUUCCUUUUUCCAUCCUUUCCCCUAAAAACCACUCCAAAAUUAACCCCCACAAAGAUUCCUCCACCGUCUCCGCCGCCGCAACCACCGCCACCGCCACCGCCGCCCUAUCUUACCUCUUCUCUUAUCUGGAUUAGAUCAAGGUUGAUGGACUUGAAAUACCAAUAAAAAACAACAAGUUCUUGGAUUUGAAUCUUGAUCAAAGAUUCCAAUAAAAAAGAGAACAGAAAGAUCUAUUUUCUUUUUUAAGUUGAUGGCUGGAGAGCUUUGUGAAGGAGGAGAAAAAUCAAACGAGAUGGUAUUUGGAGGAGUGUUUUAUUACAAUUCCAAUUCAAAUUCAAACAACAUCGUCCCAAAUCAAUUCACAAAUCAGAUCCAAACCGGGUUCGGUUCCACCACCGAACCCACGACGGAGAUGUUCAACAAAUCGGGUGGUGGUGGCGGUGGUGAUGACGACGAUGAGUCGUUUCAUCAGAAUAUGAUGGUGGUUGGACCAUGGGGGACGACGACAACGACGAUGGCGACGGCGGAUUCUUCUUUAAGAUGUGUGUUUCCAUGUGAACCAAAUGAAAGACCAAGCCAAGGCCUUUCUUUGUCUCUUAGUUCUUCUAACCCUUCUUCUAUUGGCUUACAAUCUUUUGAACUAAGACAACAACAACAAAACCAAUCAUCUUUUCCCAUUUUUCACCUUAGAAACUCGAGGUUUUUAAUCCCAACUCAAGAACUUCUUAAUGAGUUUUGUAGCCUUGGAAUUACCAAUAACAUCAAUCAUUCUUCUUCCUCACCAAAACACAAACAUGGCUCUUCUUCUACCAAUUUCUCUCUUCAAUCACUUGAUUUCAUGGACUUGCAAAAGAGGAAAACCAAGCUUUUUUCCAUGCUUGAAGAGGUUGAAAGAAGGUAUAGGCAUUAUUGCGAGCAAAUGAAGAUGGUGGUGGCGUCGUUCGAAGCGGUGGCAGGGAGUGGGGCAGCGAGGGUGUACUCGGCGUUGGCAUCGAAAGCGAUGUCGAGGCAUUUUAGAAGCCUAAAAGAUGGGAUUGUGGGGCAAAUUCAAGCCACAAGAAAGGCAAUGGGAGAAAAGGAUCCAAUUGCACCUGGUACUACAAGAGGAGAAACACCCAGGCUUAGAGUGAUUGAUCAAGCUUUAAGACAACAAAGAGCUUUCCAUCAAAUCAGCAUCAUGGAAAGCCAUCCAUGGCGCCCUCAACGCGGCCUCCCCGAACGUUCUGUUUCCGUUCUUCGCGCUUGGCUUUUCGAACACUUCCUUCACCCGUAUCCUAGCGAUGUGGAUAAACAUAUUUUAGCUCGCCAAACUGGUCUCUCCAGAAGCCAGGUGUCAAAUUGGUUCAUUAAUGCAAGGGUGAGGCUGUGGAAGCCAAUGGUAGAAGAGAUGUAUUUGGAAGAAACAAAGGAACAAGAGGAUGAGAUUGAUAACAGUUUCAACAACAUGAACAGCAAUGCCAACAACUCUUUUGAUGGGGUGGCGGAUUUUGACGACGAAAUCGAUGGCCAUCGGUCGAUCGCAACACGACUCGAGGAUCAGAAGCCGACACCGGACCAACUCCUAAGAAUAGACUCGGAAUGUCUCUCUUCAAUCAUCUCUAAUAACUCAGAGAAGAAUGAUCAUUCAAGAACGAUGAAAACGAUGCAAAACCACCACGGACACCACAUCCACGAAAACCAUGACCAUAGUUUUGGACGGGUUGUGGGCGAUGCAUUUGGCACGGUAGAGCUUGACUUCUCGUCCUACAAUCACCAUACUGGUAGCGGGGGUGUUUCGUACCCUAACAACAACAAUAACAAUAAUCAACAUUUCAAUAACGGCAGCGGUGGAGGCGUGUCGUUGACAUUAGGGUUACAACAGCAUGCAGCAGUCGGGGGGAACGGCAACGGAGGAGUGAGCAUCGCCUUUUCUCCCGCCGCGGCGGCGGCACAAAGCUCCCUUUUCUUCACAAGAGAUCACAUGGAAGAAUGUCCACCAGUUCAAUAUUCCCUUUUAGAUGGAGAAACUCAGAAUCUUCCUUAUAGAAACUUGAUGGGUGCUCAAUUGCUUCAUGAUUUGGCUGGAUAAUGACCUCAAAAUCAGCCAGAGAGAUCAAAUGGGUCAGCUGGAAAAUGCUUAGUUUUUUUAGGUAUAGAUAACCCAAUAGCUUCAAAUACUCCAAUACAUAAUAUACAUAAAGCUUUUUUAUAUACUUUGGGGGAGGGUUAAUUAGAUUAUUAAUCAUAGCUAUGGUAGAUCAACUUGUUUUUGUUUUUGUUUUUUUUGUUUUUCUAGUUUUUUUUUUUAAAACCCAUCUAGUUAUUUCAACUCUUUAUUUCUCCAUCUUCUUCAAAUUUUCAAAAAUGGUUUUACCCUUUUGAAUUUGGAAGGGAUGAUUAUGAUGAUGAUAUGGAACUAGAAAUAUACAAAUGGAUGGUUAUGAUUGGCACAUAUA